AUGGGUGUUGCUGACUUGAUCAAGAAAUUUGAGAAUAUAGCAAAGGAAGGUGAUCCUGUUAAGGCCUCUGAAACCUUAAGAAGCCCUGUUAUUAGAGAGCCCCACGUAAAAAAACUUGAGGUUGUCACCCCAAAGGAAGAACCUAUUAUUGAGGAAGCGAAAGUAGUAGAUGAUACCCCUACUGAAGCUGUUGAACCACAAGAGGAAAGUACUGAGGAUUCAAUUGGAAAGGAAGAACAGAUCCCUAUAGAGACACAUGCUGAGGAAGUUGUAUUGGAAGAAACAGAGGAAUUCACCUCAGCAGAAACACCUAUCGAGGCUGUCACUACCGAAAUAAGAGAAGAAACUUUGCUUCCACAUAUCUCAGAUGAUGAGAAGGAUGAACCUAUUUCAGAGGAAAAUACGACCAACGAUAUUGAAGAACCAAAAGAACCUGAAAACCCUAAAUCGCCAAUUGAAGAGAAGGAAACUCCUUUAGACGAAACAGCCGUUGGAAAAGAAAGUGGUGUAGAAAAUGAAGAGGAUGACACAACAAAAGAUGAGGGGAUAUCUGCGUCUGUCGAGGAAGAUUUAUUAGAGCAAGCAAAAACCACAGAAGAAACUAAACCAAGCUCUGACUCAGAACAAUUAGAUGCGGAACCCAGUAAUAACCACGCCGAGAGUGAAUCUAAGGAGAAUUCAGGCAGUCUGCCUACCAAUGGUGAAGAUAAAACAGCAGCAGAUUCUCAUGAGAAUCUCAAUGAAAACACGGAAGAUUCAUCUACAGAUGUUGAAGAAGAAAACAAGGAUAAUGAAAACCACGAGGACAACCAAAAAGAAGAACAACCUCAUGCAAGCCCUUCGAAAAACAAGAAGAAGAAUAAAAAGAAGAAAAACAAGAAAAAGAAGGGAAAUCAUUAA
Messenger RNA from Naumovozyma castellii, 900 nucleotides. Its product is annotated as tRNA(Thr) (cytosine(32)-N(3))-methyltransferase. NCBI's taxonomy places the organism in Eukaryota, Fungi, Ascomycota, Saccharomycetes, Saccharomycetales, Saccharomycetaceae. Bases 1 to 900 code for a protein of 299 amino acids. The record is from RefSeq and is a predicted model, not a curated record. The transcript has a single exon.